GGGUCUAAACGAUCUGUGCGACAGAGGAGGAGGCAGGAGGCUGUGUUGCAUGCAGUGUGCGUGUGUUAGUGCGGGGGUGUAAGAACGCAGGAAUAAUCGGAGCGAGAGACGGCAGCAGGCAAUGUGUGGAUCCCUUCUGUGGAUGCUGUCUGCCUUCAAACCUGGAAAAAGAGGAUCAUGAACACAGCACAAGAGGAUUGAUAGCGUAAAACACGUCUUGCAGGAAAGAAACAGACGCACAGGGUAAAAGGCAAGUGGACUGUGCACGGUUUCUGGAACGAGGGACAGGUUUGGGACGGAUGAGGCAUUGAUGCAUCCUUUGCAUGCGUUGCCCAGAAGCGUCUGGAUUGGGCAAGCAGCGCACGUCUCUGUGCAAUAAACAGCGCGGCAUAUCACUUAAGCCAGUCAUCUGGAUUUUUUUCUCUCAGCCUGCGAGGAAGCCAAGGAAAUAUUGAAGUUUUUUAAGCUACAGUAGUAAAUAGGAUUUCUUCUUUCUCUUUAUUAUUGCCUGUGUUCAACUUACCAGCCUGUGACCAUUCAGGUGUGUGAGGUGUUUAUUUGUAGAAGGCCAAGCCAAAAACAUUAGUGCUGACCAGUGCGUGUUUGAAAGUGUGUCAACCGAAUGUUUUUAUUCAGUGGCUCAGGAGCUCUUGCACACAGAUGCAAAGGUGUCGAAGGAUUGCAUUGCAUUACUGAUGCCAGUGUGGUACUUAUUGAAUCCGCACGUCACUUCAAUGAAAUAUUGCGUUCGGACCUUUGUUCGACCCUUCUGUCGCUGAGAAAUUAAAUGUAUUUCCUCAUUUCCCAACGUUUUUCCCGUGGGUCAAAGACAAUCAUAUCUUUCGAGGUUUCUGCAUCAAAAGAACAUAUGAAGUUUUAAAGACAACGAUUUUGUUCCUACAACCUGCUGGUUUAUCACUUGUGAAGUUGUUAAAGUCUCGUCAAAGUGGGGAUCAUUUGGCCCCUGGGGGUCCGGGUCCAGGCUCCGGCCCCGGCCCCCAAUCCCAAAAUGCGUCGCUCAAGCACAGAUGAAACGCCGUACCGCCGCAGUCCUUCGUUAGACAGCAAGUCAGGCUCGCCUCCUCAACGUUACAGCGGGGAGUACGAAUACCACAGCACGCCGUUUGUCUUUGGCCUUCGAACACCAGGGUCCAAAAAAGCUCAAGCAAGCUACACCACAGCGCAGGGCAGAAAAUAUGUGGUGUUUUACCUGGACCUGUCCUUCAUCUUCCUCCUAGAGCUGCGGCGCUGCAGGAUGGCCGAGGGCUGUGUGAGGGCCCUGAGAUACGGGAUGGUUUUCUUCAACCUGCUCUUUUGGCUCGGGGGUUGUGGGAUACUUGGAGUUGGAGUUUGGUUAUCCAUUACCCAGGGAAACUUUGCUACUCUAUCAUCCUCCCUGCCGUCACUUUCUGCUGCCAAUCUCCUCAUCGCUGUCGGCACCAUCAUCAUGGUGAUUGGCUGUCUGGGGUGUGUGGGUGCGGUCAAAGAGAGUCGUCCGUUACUCCUGAGUUUCUUCAUCCUGUUGCUCCUGCUUCUGUUCCUGGAGAUUCUGUUCAUCAUUCUCUUCUUUGCUUAUCAAGAUCAGAUUGAUCUGUAUGCUCAGAGUGAUCUGAAGAAAGGUCUACAGCUAUUUGGAACAGAAGGAAACAUCGGCCUGACCAACGCCUGGAGUAUCGUCCAAACGGAUUUUCGCUGCUGUGGAGUGAAUAAUCACACAGAUUGGUUUCAUGUGUACAAUGCCACUCAAGUGCCGGACUCGUGUUGUCUGGAGUACAGCGAUAACUGCGGCCUGGAGAAUCCUGGCACCUGGUGGACCGCUCCAUGCUAUGAGCGGGUAAAGGGCUGGCUGCAUGAAAAUCUGGUGGCUCUGUGGAUUUUUGCUCUGUGUUUGGCUCUAACACAGAUUCUGGGUCUGGUGUUCUCCAUGACCAUGUUCUGUCAUGCAGUGAAAGUGGACACAUUCUAUGCAUAAAAGCCCGACUGAGACCAGCACUGCCACAACAGGACCAAAUCAUUUCAGAUCCUCAAACAACACGCAACACUGUAAAGGCCAAUUCACACCAACAUUCUAACAUUCUCAAUGACAUCGAUCCAAUGUGGGAUGCCAACGGGGAUUUCACACUGAUCCACAAACUCAAAUAAACACCAUGUUUAUAGCAGCAGUAUAAUGAGUCAAUUAAAACAAACUGAUCUUUACUGUGAAUAAGUACAUUUACUUGUACUGUUGUUGUUAUCCUUCAGAACUGUCCUCUUCUUGUCAUAUACUGGCAGUAUGUGCAGUGCACUUGAUUUGCUGAAGGGUUUAUUAUUAUUAUUAUUCAUGUGUUCAUCAUGGAGACAGACAGAUGAAUAACCAAUGGUGUUAUUUUAUACUUGUUGUUUAUACUUAAUUGUAUGAAUACAUAUUACUCAUGAUAUGCAUUACAUCCAUUUAAAUUUAUUCUGAUUGGGCUUGAGUUCACAUUCAAUUAAGAUCACAAUUUCGUAUUUCUGACUUGUACACUUUCUAAAAAUAUGACGUUAGUUUUUGAAGAAAUUUAGAAAAGAUGUUUGAGUACUGAUGUGGAAACGAGCACAGCAUUAAGAAUAAAAAAUGUAACGCACGAACAAAGCAACACGUGAGCCUCAUGAUCUACAGUAGCCCCAAGACAAGGUCACUAUGGGCAGCACAGAGAAGUGGAGCUAUUAUAUGGACGUCUUUUCAACCCCCCUUCACACGUAAACACAUACUGUCAUCAUUUAUUCACCCUCCAUACAUUUCUUCGGCUGAAAAUAAAAAAAGAUAUUUUGAAGAUUGUUGUCGACUGGCACCUAUUUGCUUGCAUUGGUUUUGUGACUAUAAAAUAGAAGGGAGUGGGUCCCGCUGCUGUUCAGAAACCAACUUUCUUCAAAACAUCUUCGUUUGUGUUCUGGGGAAGAAAGAAAUUCAUUCAGGUUUGAAAUGACAGGCAGGUGAGUUUAAAUGACAGAAUUUUCAUUUUUGGGUGAACUUUCAAUUUAAACUCAAUCCAGUGAUAAAACCAGAGAAAAGAGUGGAAAUAGCAAACUUUACAGUCAAUAAAACGUUUGCUUAUAUAAAGUUGACUGGCAGAUGAGAAAAAAACCCUCCUGCUUCAAAAAAAGGUUGGAAUGUCAUUGCAAUCCAUUCUAAAAUAUUUAACAAAUGACGCUCGAGCCUCAAACACUUAAUUAUUUUACAGCUAGCAAAAUUUCAUCAUUUAUUUUGUGAAAGUUGCUCACAGUACACUUGCUUUGAUAUUUUGCGAGGACAUUCAGACAUCUUAUAUUGUCCAGAUUCUUCCUGGAAUCACUGCAAACCCAAGCUGUGGAGAUCUGCUGUAGCUGUGUAGAUUUGAAGAGAAACAUCAUGGGGUGGAUUCCCGUAGUUCCAGAAUAACAAUUAACACUGUCAUAUCAUAAAUACUGUUAAAUAAUAUAUCACAAAAUAUAAUCAGUGUGAUGGUGUCUCAAGAUUCACACAAAUGAUUUUUGUUGAAUUAAAUAUCCUUAUUUCACUAUGGCCUAGUCCUGGCUCAAGCUGAUCCUUGUCAGGGAAACCGCCCCACAUCAUUCUGCUCGAAACACAGAAUGACAUGUAUGAGAGCAUAUUAACAGAAUACAUGAGCACAAUUUCCUUCAAAUAUGAAGUUUUUUUGUAUUUAUGUACAAUACCAGGCGAUUUCUACAAUACCGUACAGAUAUCCCACAAUGCAAUGCACUUGACCUUACAUUUCCAGUAUGAUAUGUGAUACAGAAAAUCAACCAAGUUCUUCACCUUUGCGGAUUACUACUUUUGGAUGACAUUGAAAGUAUUUUUUCAACAUGUAAAAUGUUUUAAAUGGAAAAAAAUAUAUCCGUUUAUGUUACGAUAAUACGACAAUGUAGCGUACUACUGUUUUAAGCAGUGUUGUAUAAGGCUAUACUACGUUAUGAAAAGCAAAUAAGCAGAAUCCAGUAUGUGGAGGUUGUAAUAUGAACAGUCAGUAUGACAGAACUUAUUAUAAACAGAAAUAUGUAUAGAGCUGUGAUGUAAUGAAUAAAGCUUUUACAACCGUG
Molecule: messenger RNA, 4056 nt
Organism: Triplophysa dalaica
Lineage: Eukaryota; Metazoa; Chordata; Actinopteri; Cypriniformes; Nemacheilidae
Gene: tspan4a
Product: tetraspanin 4a
Exons: 7
Coding region: 1010-1972 (320 amino acids)
Cellular component (GO): membrane
Source: RefSeq, a predicted model, not a curated record